AUGGCCGCGGAUCUCGAUGAUUGGUCUGGAUUGGGAGAGAGUUCGUCCUCAUUUGCACCGCUUCCGCCGCCUCGCUCGCCGUCCAUCCAGCCGGAGUUCUGGAAGAGACUUGAGGAAGCCACCCGUGAGAUUAUCGAGCAGGUCCAUCCAACACUUGUCUCCGAGGAUCGAAGAAGAGAUGUGAUUGAUUAUAUGCAGAGACUAAUCAGAAUGACUGUUGGAUGCGAGGUGCAUUCUUUUGGAUCGGUGCCGUUGAAAACGUAUCUUCCUGAUGGAGACAUUGAUCUCACAGCUUUUGGUGGGAUGUGUCACGAGGAAGAACUGGCCAACAGAGUUUGCAAAAUACUUGAGAUGGAAGCACAGAAUGGGGCUGCUCAGUUUGUGGUGAAAGAUGUGCAGUUAAUUCGUGCUGAGGUUAAGCUUGUUAAGUGUCUGGUGCAGAACAUUGUGGUUGACAUCUCUUUCAACCAGCUCGGUGGGCUUUGUACUCUGUGUUUUCUUGAGAAGAUUGAUCACCUCAUUGGGAAGGACCAUCUCUUCAAGCGAAGUAUCAUUCUCAUCAAAGCUUGGUGCUACUACGAGAGCCGUAUUCUCGGGGCUCUACAUGGAUUGAUCUCAACCUAUGCUCUGGAGACAUUGGUUUUAUACAUCUUCCAUCUCUUUCACUCAUCGCUGGAUGGUCCACUAGCUGUUUUAUACAAGUUCUUGGACUACUUCAGCAAGUUCGACUGGGAUAACUAUUGCAUUAGCCUGAGUGGUCCCGUCUGCCUUUCUUCUCUGCCGGACAUUGUUGCUGAGACUCCGGAAAAUGGCGGGCAAGAUCUACUGCUGACCAGUGACUUCCUCAAGGAAUGUUUGGUGAUGUACGCUGUACCUUCACGAGGAUUUGAGACAAAUCCACGUGUGUUUCCAUCAAAGCAUCUUAACAUAGUUGAUCCGCUCAAAGAAAAUAACAAUCUUGGUCGCAGCGUGAGCAAAGGUAACUUCUAUCGGAUACGAAGUGCGUUCACAUAUGGUGCUCGGAAGCUUGGGCAAAUCAUUUUGCAGUCAGACGAAGACAUAAGUUUUGAGCUUCGCAAGUUCUUCUCCAACAUGCUUCACAGGCAUGGGAGUGGCCAAAGGCCCGAUGUCCUUGAUGCUGUUCCAGUGGGAAGGUACAGUGCCAUAUCGCCUGCUUCAACCGCCAACCAAAUCCAUGAAGGUCAAGUGGUUUGUGAAUCGGAAUCUUCCAGUUCAUCUGGUACUGCUGGGAAUGGUAGACAUGACCAGGAAGACUCGUCGUUUGCAGGAGCCAAUCUAUCAAGUACAGCUAGGCUUGAUUUAAGCGAAUCACCUGGUGGAAAAGCCCCACCGGUUUCAGAGGAACGAUAUGCAGGAGACGCAAAAGACUUGGCUACUGUGAGAAUCCAAAAGCUGGAGAUUGCCAAUGAUGCAAUGAAAUCUCUGUCUCUUGGUGAUAAGGAGAGUACCAUUCUUUCGAAUGGUAAGCAUCAUUCUUCUCUUCAUCAGGUCAGAAAUGGAGAAGUAUUAAAUGGGAACGGGGUGGAGAAACAGAAAGAGAGCUCCUACCUUGCUGAUUCCAGAAGAGUGAAAGACAUACAUAGCAAUGAGAAUGAGCAUGUUGGUCAUGAAGACCUGCCGCUUACAGGUUCAGAACACUUCAAUUCAACUAUGGACACAGUUACUUGGGCGCAGGAGGACAUGCAGCUCCACAACUCAGGUCAUAGUGUUUCUGGCACUCCAAAUUUGCUGUCUGACCUCACAGGGGAUUUUGACAGUCAGCUUAACAGUUUGCAAUAUGGGCGCUGGUGGUUUGAUAUCCAAAAUGGUCCUCUGUCUCCACCACCACCUCCUCUGCUGUCUAUUCCGAACAACAACCCAUGGGAAGUAAUUCGGCAUGCUCUGCCAUUCAGGCGGAAUGCUCCUCCUCCACUAAACGGCAAUGGUGUUCUUCCCAGACAGGCUUUCUUUCAUAUGAACCCUCACCCUCACCCUCACCCUCACCCUCACCCUCAUCCUCCCCCUCACCCUCAGAUGAUUCCAGCUGCUAGUUUUGGUAUGGAGGAACUGCCUAAGCCGCGAGGAACUGGAACCUACUUCCCCAAUACGAACCACUACAGGGAAAAACCGCACUCCUCAAGAGGAAGAAACUCACACCAAGCUAGGUCGCCCCAUAACAACGGCCGAUCCAUGCCGCACCUGCACUCGGAAAUGAAUUUCCCGGACAGAAACACCCGUGAGCGACAGCAGCACAAUCAUCAUCCUCAGCACCAUGCCAACCAAACAAAUGGUUCUUGUGAUAUGAGUCGAACUGAUUCAGUUGAAAGCUUCUCUGAUACCAAUGGCUCCGUAAGUCAUGCUCAUGAGAAGGCUCCAGAGGUCACAUCUACCGAGCCUCAACCAUCUGAACUACUCUCCCCUCCUUCCGAAGGAAGCAAACAGAGAGAUACAAGCAGUGGAGGUCAUCGUAAUCAGUCACACCGCCCAAAAUCUAAACCCUCCUCCAACUCCUCCAACUCCACUCAGGAAGAUCGGGUAACGCCUCCGCCGCAGUCGUACCAUUUGACGGAUGAUCACGAGUUCCCUCCUUUGUAG
This is a messenger RNA of Microthlaspi erraticum, 2595 nucleotides long. NCBI's taxonomy places the organism in Eukaryota, Viridiplantae, Streptophyta, Magnoliopsida, Brassicales, Brassicaceae. The record is from the annotation of a GenBank genome assembly.